Diorhabda sublineata is the source of this 2650-nucleotide messenger RNA. It is a transcript of the gene unc-119, whose product is annotated as protein unc-119 homolog. The record is from RefSeq and is a predicted model, not a curated record. NCBI's taxonomy places the organism in Eukaryota, Metazoa, Arthropoda, Insecta, Coleoptera, Chrysomelidae. Gene Ontology annotation, molecular function: lipid binding. Bases 10 to 648 code for a protein of 212 amino acids. The transcript is spliced from 3 exons. Gene Ontology annotation, cellular component: cilium. Gene Ontology annotation, biological process: cilium assembly; nervous system development; lipoprotein transport.
AUAAUAAUAAUGAGUGUUUUAAGAGAAAAAGUAGACACGAUCAGUAACAAGCCUCUGCCAUCAGUAAAACCGAAAAUUAUUUCGCCAGAUGAUGUGUUGAAAUUAACUAAAAUUACUGAUACAUAUUUAUGUGAUCCCGAUGCAAACAUUUACGAAAUUGACUUUACACGCUUUAAAUUACGGGAUUUGGAAAGUGGAGCAAUACUUUUUGAAAUUGCCAAACCUGUACCCGAGAAUAUUGAUGAUAAUGCUGAGAAAAACACUGAGAAUGAAGAGAUUCUAGAUCCCAAUGCUGGUAGAUUUGUGCGUUACCAAUUUACCCCACAGUUCUUAAAAUUAGCUACUGUUGGAGCAACGGUUGAAUUUACUGUUGGAAGUAAACCUGUCAAUAAUUUCCGAAUGAUAGAGCGCCACUUCUUUAGGGAUAAAUUAUUAAAAACCUUUGAUUUUGAAUUUGGAUUUUGUAUACCUUAUUCAAGAAAUACUUGCGAGCAUAUUUAUGAGUUUCCUACAUUAGCUCCUGAACUAGUUAAUGAUAUGAUAGAUAAUCCAUUUGAAACAAGAUCAGAUUCUUUUUAUUUUGUGGACAAUUGUCUUAUAAUGCAUAAUAAGGCUGACUAUGCUUAUAAUGGUGGUAUGUCAACAUAACAUUAAAUUUUGUAAACAGGGUUUUACAACAAUAAUAUUGUCUAAAUUUUUGACUUUGAGAUAAAUUUACACAAGUAUGUUAAGCAAUUGUAUGUACAAGCAUACAAAUGGGUUUAGAUACUAUUAAAAAGGACUUUUUAAUUCAAAAUAUAGAUAAAAACUGUUUAAAAUUGUAUUAGCAGAACAAAUACAUUUGUUAUAUGCUUGUACAUGAAACUAAGUUAAGAAUUUGGUAACAGGAAAAUUCAUUGGAUAUUGAUUAAAAUAAACUAAUAUACUUCAUAAUUUUUUUUGUUAAAUUUGCAAUAUUUGAAUGGUUACUUAUGGAAUAGCUUAAAAGGACAUAUUUGGAAAAAGAAAAAUAUAUAUUUAUUCUAUUAUUAAAUACAAUAAAUUAAACUUAACAAAGUUUUCCAUAUUUCAACUUUACUCAAAAAUGUAUCUAUCAUUUUGAAAUUUCAACAAUAUUUAUUGGUGUUCUUGACUUAUACAACUUUAUUAUAAAAUAAUUUUCCAAUUUAAAAUAUGAACUUUCCUGUAACCUGAGAUGCAUUUAAUUUAACACAAAUUUUAAGCACGGACACUGCUUUAAGAAAGAUAUUCACGUGGUGCGCUUGAUUGAGAUUAUUUAGAAGAGUUUACGACAAUUAUAGAGCUUUUAUCAUAAAAUACGUACUGACAACUAUCAUUCUAUUUAUAUAUUUGUGUUUAUAUUUUUUAUAAAAAAAAUUCCAGUGAAUAAUUAAAUAUGUGAUAAAAAAAAUUUGUUAAUUGAAAUUGGUGCAUUAAUCAAAAACUGUUUGUCUAAUAAACAUUUUUUAGCAUAAUUAAAUGUAUAUACAUUACUGUCCAAAUGUUUGGUAUGAAUCAAAUUUAUUUUUAUUAAAAAUUGUACAAUAACUAGUUUUGAUAAAUAUUUGGAGUGUACUCCAUCGUAUUUAUGGUCAUAAAAAAUGAAAAAAUUAAUAAUUCCAAUAUUUUUGUUCAUUUUUUCCGCACUUUUAAAAUAAAUAUAAGAAAAACAAAAUUUCUACACUUUUUCAACCAAUAAAUUUCCGGAUUUUGUCUCAGAAAACUGUUCUUUUUUAACAAUAUAGUAUUUUUUCAGAAAAUACAUAUAAAAACAAACAAUUUGAGAAAAAACCCAACCUAACCUUGUUUGGAAGUGGAGUCCACCCUAUUUGUAUAUGUAGUUAGCUACAACUGAAAUUUGUUUGGCAACAGAUGUACUGUAAACCAGUGUAAUAGUUGGUUUUACAUCUUCUACUUCAUAUAAUUAAUCUUCCUUACAUGUAGUUCUAGACCCUUUUUGCUCAAUCCUUAAUUGCUUUUGAGGCUUUUUACACUUUUUAUUAUCUACAGAUGCCAAUACUUGAACGUCUAUGUUAUCUCUACAUUGCAUGCUAUUCUUUUUCUCAAUCGGUAAAAUAUUUGCUGAAAACUUUUGGACUGUAGUGUAUAAAAAAAUUCAAAUGGUUGGGUACUUUCAUAUUAAUAUAUAUAAGGAAAAAAGAGUGACAAGGGCAUUUUUUCAAGAUUAUAUUUAUACUUCUGGCAAAAGUGAACUUUUUGUACAGGAUGAUUCAUAAAGAAUCUCUUAAACUGGAUAUUAUAGCAUUCAAAAUAUGACGAUAACAAUAUUGAAGAUUUCUGCUGCUUAUAAUUGAAAUUUGGUUUUUGAAUUUUAUCUGUUUCAGUAGUUUUCAGAAUUAAUUAGUUCGAUGUUUUCAAGAAUUUCAUAUUUUUUUUAUCUAUGAAGAAUAUAAAAAAGUAUAUGAAUGAUCAAUAUAGUAAAAUGACUUGCUUUUGAUUAAUUUUAUUCAAGGUUGGUUCACUACAUAACAACUACAUACUGAGCACACUGUUUACACUGCCACUACACCAACACUCAUAAUUACACUGUAUGAUGCACGUUUCGACAACCAAGUUAUAGUCUUCAGAGACUGAUAGUAAAUACAGUGCCAAACAGUGUAAUUGUUGUUUUGGUGUAGUGGUAGUGUAA